AUGACGAGCUCUGUCGAUUUUGAGCCAAUCUUGGCCGAACUAGAAGCAAAUAAAGAGCUUGGAGAGAAGCUAAGAGAGCAGGUGAAAGAACUGGAAAAGUCAUAUCGAGUCGCGGCAAAGCUGUUGAACAAGUCACAUUCAACUCCAUCUUCAGAAAUCCAAAACCUGGUGCAGCAAGUCGCUUCGUCGUUCGGGGAGACAAGACAGGUGAUUCGGCAAUUGAUCGAGCUUGUUCCCGAAAAUGAGUAUUACAAGUGGAACGAUACGUGGAGCAUGACUAUACAGAGAAUCGUAUUCUCCAUAGCAUAUACGUAUUAUCUUGGAACGGGUAGACUGAUCACAAAGGAGCAGGUAGCCGAUGUUCUGGCAGUUCCACAAUCGGAGAAUCAUCGAUUCAAAUUGGCAACCGAAGAAUACCUACAUGCCUUGGUCAGCCUGGUGAACGAAUUGUCGCGAUUGGCAGUCAACAGCGUCACAUUGGGAGAUUUCGGUACACCAGUCCGAUUAAGCGCAUUCGUCAAGGAUUUACACACUGGUUUCCAAAUGUUGAACUUGAAGAAUGAUAGUUUACGCAAAAGAUUCGAUAGCAUAAAGUACGAUGUAAAAAAGAUCGAAGAGGUGGUAUAUGAUAUCUCCUUGCGUGGUUUGGAACUGAAGUUGAUGAUGUAG
Messenger RNA from Meira miltonrushii, 669 nucleotides. Its product is annotated as Translin. NCBI's taxonomy places the organism in Eukaryota, Fungi, Basidiomycota, Exobasidiomycetes, Exobasidiales, Brachybasidiaceae. Bases 1 to 669 code for a protein of 222 amino acids. Gene Ontology annotation, cellular component: cytoplasm; nucleus. The transcript has 6 exons. Gene Ontology annotation, molecular function: sequence-specific DNA binding; single-stranded DNA binding; RNA binding. The record is from RefSeq and is a predicted model, not a curated record. Gene Ontology annotation, biological process: RNA metabolic process.